Molecule: messenger RNA, 1305 nt
Organism: Ziziphus jujuba (common jujube)
Lineage: Eukaryota; Viridiplantae; Streptophyta; Magnoliopsida; Rosales; Rhamnaceae
Product: WRKY DNA-binding transcription factor 70
Exons: 3
Coding region: 66-938 (290 amino acids)
Biological process (GO): regulation of DNA-templated transcription
Molecular function (GO): DNA-binding transcription factor activity; sequence-specific DNA binding
Source: RefSeq, a predicted model, not a curated record
UAUCCCCAAUAUCGAAUAAUAAUCGUACCCUUUUAUUUUUUCCCUGUAAAACACACACAGAUCAAAUGGAGAUGAGUAGUUCUCGGCCUGAAAACCUAACCAGUAGUACCAUUCUGAAAAGGUUGAAUGAUGAGCUGAUUGAAGGCCGAGAUUUCGCAAACCGGCUUCUAAGUGUUCUUGCUAGCUCUGAUGGCUCAAAAUCUGCGGAAGAUCUACUGGUGAAGAUAGUGAAAUCAUUCUCCAACACCCUUUCCUUAUUGAAUGUGAAAGAGUGUGAUAAUAAUUCAGACUCUGUGAUCUCUCAAAUCCGAGCUGCAUAUUUACCACGUUUGGAUGCUCGGAAAUCCCAAGAUCAUUCUCGAGAAAGUUUUAGGAGGAGUCCUACUACUCCUCGCACUAAAAAGCUCGAUCGUAGGGUUUGUUAUGACAGAAGAAGAACCAGUACCUCACGGUCAUGGAAAAGAGAUACUCCAGCUCUCAUUAACGAUGGUCAAGCAUGGAGGAAGUACGGACAAAAAAAGAUUCUCAACGCCAAAUACCCCAGGCACUAUUUCAGGUGCACAUACAAGCAUGAUCAGGGCUGCAAAGCUACCAAACAAAUUCAGAGAAUUCAAGUGAAUCCCCCAAUGUACAGGACAACAUAUUUUGGGCAUCACACAUGCAGGAAACUCCACCAGGAUCCUGAAUUGAUCUUGGAUUCUAUUAGUCCUAGCGAAAAUUCCAUAUUCAUCAGUUUUGAUGGUACCAACCUCAAAAACAAACAAGACCAUUUUCCCUUUGUAUCAUCGGUCCCUUCAACCAAACAAGGAUUUAAGGAGGAGAUCAUAAAAUAUGAUGCCAACCUGCAGCAUAACCAAUCAUUGUUGUCAGAUUAUUUCGUCUCGCCUGAUCUGGCGGAUCGGCGGAGGCAUUUCCAUCCCCUCGGAGCAUGCCGGUGAUAUUGACAUCAAAUCUGGAGUCUGAUAAUGGGGAUGUAAUAGAUGGCCGGGUGAUGGAUUAUGAUGAUGACUUCUGUCUUGAUAUUUUCCAAUUUUGAAUGUUGAUGGGUUACGUGUGUUGCAUGUUCCUUGUAACAAUUUCGGUUUGGAAACUAAGAAUGUAGAACUUCUUUACAGGUUAUUGUAAUUAGUUAAGAAACACUUCUUUUUAGCUAGAUUAAUUUUGCGAUUGUAGAUUCAAGGGGAAAGGCAGAGAAGAAAAAAAUAGAUUAAGUUACUCUUUUUCCUUUGUUUGGUUUACAAAAAAUUUAUGAAAGGGAAACGAAAGAAUAUGUGUAAGUAUGCUCUAAAAAUUUUAAAUUUUCUA